Nylanderia fulva is the source of this 4769-nucleotide messenger RNA. The record is from RefSeq and is a predicted model, not a curated record. NCBI's taxonomy places the organism in Eukaryota, Metazoa, Arthropoda, Insecta, Hymenoptera, Formicidae.
AAUUUAUGCGCCUGUCUCUCUAAUGAUUCUCUCUUUCUCUCUCUAAUCGUUUAUCGUGGCCGCCGUAAAUUUAUACGCGCGAGAAUGCUCAAUCGAGACUCGUUCGAUUUCAAUCAGAAAGCGGUGAUUACGUUGUAGAAAUGGAAAGUGCAAGGAAUACGGAUGGCGUUUCUUCAAAUGAUCGUAAAGGGAUUCUCGAGAUCUCUAAUCUGGCUUCCAGCGGCCGCGGACCCGACUCACCCCUCAGCUCGGAUCUGGCGCUCGACAAGCCUCGCCCCAUACCAUCUCCUCGACAAAUCCACCCUCUGUACGGGGAAAAGGCCGGGCUUUUGGGUUAUUGCGAUACGGUCGGUAACACGGAGAAUUUUCCACCAGCCCCCAAUAUCGUAGUCGAGGGUGGUAGAAUCGAGUUUGUGCGCCCUUCGCAAGAUGGCACAACGACACCCCGAAGAAACACCAUGUCCAGAGCGUCGCAGACCUUCAUCGAGCAGCCGGAGAAGUCGGAUCCCGCCAAGGAGAGCUUGGAAGAGCGAGUGCAAGAGUUGGAGCAAGCGUUGCUGGCGGAACGUAUCGCGGCUCAACGAGACCGAGCGACGAUCACAAAAUUGCAGCGGCAGAUUAACAAGAGGGAGGCUACGCAACGAGAUGUGGAACGAGAACGCCGGCAACGAAUGGAGGCCGAAGCUCGGGUACGCGAAGCUACGGCUGAAGCUGAAAGAGCACGCUCGAGGGUCCAUCAUCUUCAGAGAGAGCUGGCCAGGAUGGAGGAGUCGGCGCGGAGUCUGCUGCAACAAAAGCACCGGGCCGAACAGCUGAAGCAAGAGAAAACGGCACUCACGCUUUCCUACGAGGCACGCGUGCACCAGUACCAGGCGCAGAUAUCGAAGCUGCAGCUGGAGAACGAGUCGAUGCGAGGUCAGCUACGCGGUCUCGAGGCAGCGUGCGCCGGUGAAGUGCAUGCCGCGCUCGUGGCACGUCUCGCGACCCUGGAGACGGAGCACGCGGCCCUGGCGCGAGACGCCGACGCCCAGCGUCGGCAAUACGAGCGGUGCCUGGACGACGUCGCCAACCAGGUGGUCCGCGCUCUCCUAUCCCAAAAGGGGCUCAGAGAAGAAAUAGGCGCAUUGCAAAGACGUAUACGAGAGCUCGAGGCUCAAAACCGAGCGUUAUCGGGACUCUUGGCGCAGGCUGCCAGUCCCGGAAGUCCCACCGAACUCAUUCAAGGAAUUCUUGAAGCCGGUCCAGCCGCCCUGGUCGCCGCUUUGGGCUUGGACCCCUCUUGGGUUCCUCUGUCGAGGCCCCGUUCCCUUAACUUGCAGAUACCCGUAAUGGCGGCCACCAAGUGCCGACGCAACAGACCUCUUGCGCAAAAACCCUCGGAGGAGGAGGGCAGCGAGAGCCCGGAGAGCGGUAAUCGCGACGAGGGCUACUCGACGAUGUCGAGCGACGUUCAGGGCGAGGGAACCCGUCAGGAGCCGUCCGCGCGCGGCCUUGAGGACCUGAAGGAGGCGACCGACGAGACCGAGGCCGACGUCUCGCCGGACGCGCGUCUCGUCGCUCUCGACGCCGGUGAUCCGGACGUUCUCUUCCUACCUCUGAAUCUCACGGUGGGCAUCAAUCCGCGCCACAGCUACCCGCCUACCAAGGAUCUGCUGCCGUAUCAGCACGUGAUGCGCAGCUUCUCCGACAGUCACCUCUGCCUCAAACUCACCACCACCGCCAAUUUCACGCCGUAUAAGCUGCCCAGUCCCAUGGGCUCGUCCUCCCUUCUGCUGGUCGAGGAGGAGGGCUGGGACGCCGAGUACGUUCAACAAUGGCUCAGGCUCGAUGACAGUAGAAGCGCGCAACAGCAUCGGGACCUGCUUGAAUUGGAGUACGACAGAGCGGAGCUGGAGGAUUGGAGCUUCUCCCUGUCCACGGAGGACCUCGUACAAAAUGAAUCCGCAAUGUGGAAGGAGCAACCGACCGCUACAAACACGCCCGCUCUGCCGGCAAUCAAGGAGCAUAAUCUCCUGGAAUUGGAGGAGGACGCGAACGAGUGUCUGUGGAACGGCGCGAGCUAUCUCGCCGAUAGAACCGGGGGAGAGCUGGUCGCGCUUUUAAUGGACGCGAGAGCGACCGGACCCUGGCCAUACGCCUCGAGUCCUGGUGCGUCCUGGAGCAGCGAGGAGGGAGCCUUGGAAAAUUCGAGCAAGCGUUCAUCGGCGGCGCUGUCCGGCUGCAGCGACGAUCCUGAUACUCCGUCAAUCGGCACCGACUUUACCAGGGACUUUUAUCGGCUAGUAAAGUUCGAGAGCACCAAAAGCUUGGCUAGCACGUCGUCCAGGAGCGGCAGACCGCCGCCGGAUAGAGAACAAGCGCUUCAAAGCGUCCUGUCCUUUAUCGCCGAACAACAAAUGUACCUCGCGGAAUUACCGAACAAUCCCGUGGAACCGCACAACGUGUCUCAUUCGGCCGAAGUUAUAGAAGUGGGCACUAGUAAAAGUGAUUCUGCGGGAGAAGCCAUGGUCACGGAAGUGGAAGGAUUGUGCGCUCAAGAGAGCAGCAGCAAUUCCGGAAACGCGAUCGAAACGAGCAGCAACGACGAGCUACUUGAUCAGAUACAGGUACCACCGUUGGCACCUGAGGAGAGGAUCGUAAGUGCCGUCUCGUGUAAUGGCGGUAUCUCUUAUACGACGGUAGCACCAUCGGAAUUGGGAGCUGUUCCCGAGGAAGAUGAAGAAGUUGCGACUUCCUCUACGCCCAGUACGGUUGUCAGCCCGGCGCGAGCGACUCUUCUCGUGGAGGGUAGGGAUCGAACAUUAAGUUUUCACGAACGCGCCACGUCCAAAGAUGUUAUAGACGAACUGAAUCGUAUGAUUCGGAAAGGCGAGGAUCACGCUAUCACUAAUGACUCGCAGGUAGUACUGGAGAAACUGGAUCUCGCUUGCUGCUGUCCGACAGGAUGGGUUCACGUUGAACGCGACAUUGACUUCACCGACCCUAAAGCCAGAGCCAAUCUCUUAGAUGUGAUGUUAGCAAGCAGCGAAAGUUCCUCGGCGACAUCGAGCAGCGGUUCGGCGGGCAGCGACUCGGGGGAUGAACCACCUGACUACCGCCACUUGCAUAGAUUACAUCGAUACCGUCGACAAAAGAAAGAUGGUAGCUCCUACGCGGUGUGCUUUGAUUGUCACAAGAAAAGCUACGUAGUUCGGCUUAGUGACGAUCAAUUUCUAUAAAAGCGACAUGACCAAUUGGGAGGAAUACAUUGCCGCGCCGGGGAGCCUAUUUCGGCCUGAACUGAACCAGUGUACGCCCACAACGGACUUAUACUAUUGGUUUAUACUAACUAAAGAAUUAUUAAAGAAAACGUUCCUGGCGUAGUGCCUUCACGCAAUUCCAUCUCUCUUCGUCUCGCUUACGUAUAUUUGCGUAACCUAUUUGGCACAUACAUUACCGUCCGAAAGUCUUGGACAAGUUACAAGAGUGUAUUAAGUAUAAAAGCUUGAUCAUAUAUAUAUAUAUAUAUAUAUAUAUAUAUAUAGAGAGAGAGAGAGAGAGAGAGAGAGAGAGAAAAUCAAAUAGAAAGAUGUAUAAAUCAAAUGGCAAAAAAGAAGAUUGUGUAUAAUCAAAUAUAAUGCAAUUAUUUAAAUAUAUUAUCUAGUUUUAUGGAUGAUAAUCAAAGAUGUAUAAUUAUCUUUCUAGAGAAGUGUAAACAUACAUAUAUACAAUUUAAAAUAUCCAAAGACUUUUAGACGAGAAUGCAAGUUGGUGUGCAAAUGUAUUUAAUGUCUUUCCAAAAUGAAAAAAGUGCGUAUAGUAACGGUACAAUAUAUAAAACAAAUACAAACGUCAUGUGUACUAUAAAAUGGAAUAAAUUAUCGCGCAUGGAAUUGCGUCAGGGUAGAUCGAGAAUAAUUACUUUCUCUCUCAUUGUACUGCGAGCGAAUCGACAAUUUCUAAAUCUUAUUGGCAUGUGCAAGACCGUUUCAACAUUUUUCAUCUUCCUUUCUGACUGCUUUAUCAUUUCAUCAUACAUCUGCCUAUAUUUCAUCAUUAAUCUCGCCGCACUGUCGAUCAUGUUUAAUUACAUAUGUGCGAGUCUAAUUAAUUUAUUAUUAUUUUCGAGCGAAUCAUAUUAUAAAGUAAAUCAGAUAAAUAGCGUGCGAUUAUAUUUAACAAAUAAUUUUGUCAGAAAUUAAUUAUAUGCAACAAAUUUUAGAAUUUGUUAAUCCUCCAAAUUAAUAUUACAUAUAGAUAUAAAAAAUAUAUAUAAUUAUAUUUUAGCUUUAGUUUGAUUAUUUAGCAAAACUACUUAAAUUACCAUGUUUCAACUUAUUUUAGAAAAUUUGUGACAAUUUUAAAUUAAAAUAAAAAAGAAAUUUUUUGCACGCACAAUUUGUCCGAUUUACAUUAUAUGCAUCAUCCAUUCGGUCGUGCACCCGCCAAAUGCCUAAAUUCCGAAUUUAAAAAAGUCCACGAAAGAAAGAGGUGUAACCGGUGCGGUGAAACGACGGUGGAAAGCGGAGAGAUGAUAGGCGAUAUAUAUACAAACGGAUAGAGGAGACGUGAAAAAGAGAAAGGAGGAAAAGAAAAAAAAAAGAAAGGAAGGGAGAGAGGGUGAGAGAGAGAAAGAGAGAGAGGGAGACGUGAAUACGUGAAAGAGAGUGCUAAGCCGAGCUACUCUGUGUCUGCUAGAGCCGGUAUAGAGAGAAGAGAGAAAGAGAAAGAGCGCAAAAUCGAGUCGAUCGAGUGAAGUCUGAGAGCAGCAUCUGUUGACCCGCUGCUGU